This is a messenger RNA of Trametes versicolor FP-101664 SS1, 1539 nucleotides long. RefSeq names its product cytochrome P450. The transcript is spliced from 13 exons. The coding region runs from base 1 to 1539 and encodes 512 amino acids. Gene Ontology annotation, molecular function: heme binding; oxidoreductase activity, acting on paired donors, with incorporation or reduction of molecular oxygen; iron ion binding. NCBI's taxonomy places the organism in Eukaryota, Fungi, Basidiomycota, Agaricomycetes, Polyporales, Polyporaceae. The record is from RefSeq and is a predicted model, not a curated record.
AUGCCGGUAAUUGCCAUACUCUGUGCUAUCAUCGCCAUCUGCUUUGCACUGCUGCUACUCCGGCGGCCGGGACGCGUAGGCAGACAUCUCCCUCCAGGGCCCCCGCCUCUCCCUUUAUUUGGCAACUUGUUCGAUUUUACUCUCAAGGAGCUCUGGUUGCGGGUAACCUCCCAAUGGGCACAGAAAUAUGGAGAUCUUGUCUACAUGAGAAUCUUCGGCCAAGGAAUCCUCUUCCUCAACUCUGUGGAGGCUACGAUAGAGAUUCUCGAAAAGCGUGGUGCAAUGUAUGCAGAUAGGCCUCGAACGGUGAUGCUGUCAGAACUGUGUGGUUGUGACAAUAUUGUCGCCUUCGCUGGAUAUGGAACCACUCACUACCGGCAGCAACGUCGACUGCUACACACCGCCUUAGCACCAUCAAGUAUCCCCGCGUACCAGCCCCUCAUUACUACAGAGGUCUCCGACUUGUUGAGAAGAUUGCUGGACUCACCCGAGGAAUAUGUCGAUCACAUACGGCGUUAUACCGGCAGCCAGAGCAUGUCCAUCGCGUAUGGAUACAAGGUUUCCGAGGACAAUGAUCCGCAUAUCCGGGGCGCUGAAGAAGCUAUCGACAUCAUUGCAAACCACAUCCUGGGCACACCUGGCGACGUUUGGUUGGUGGAUCUAUGCCCCGCCCUCAAGCUUCUGCCUACUUGGGCCCCCGGUACGGGAUUCAGGCGCAAGGCUGCCGCGUGGAAAGCGAAGAUCGAGAAGUGCGCCAACGAUCCGUUUGAGUGGGUGAAAGAGUGCAUGAGUACAGGAACGGCUACACCAUGCUACUGCACAAGACUGCUCCACGAAGAAGCUGGCUCAGGCACUGUCAACAAGCAAUAUGAAUCGGACGUCAAAUGGACUGCGCAUGCGAUGUAUUUAGCCAGUAUCGACACGACGCUAGCCUUGCUUACCCAUUUCGUUCUGGCAAUGGUCCGGAACCCAGAAGUGGUGCGCAACGCCCAGGAAGAGAUCGACGCCGUGACGGGAGGGUCUCGUUUACCCACGAAUGACGACCGCGACGCACUCCCCUACGUUGACGCUAUCAUGAGCGAGUGCAUGCGCUGGACCUGCCCAGUUCCCUUGGGGCUUCCCCAUAAAGCUACAGAGAAUGACGUGUAUGAAGGCAUGUUCAUCCCGAACGGCACGAUCGUGAAGAUGACUCGUGAUCCUACGCUCUUUCCCAACCCGGAGGCGUUCAUUCCGGAGCGUUAUCUCGAAGACGUCGACGAAGCGACCGCGCGUCUGCGGGAUCCGCGGAACUACAUCUUCGGAUUCGGCAGGAGGAGAUGUACAGGAACGCACCUCGUCGAGUCGUACCUCUGGCUCGCCAUCGCGUGCACGCUCGCAACCUUCGACUUCACUAAAGCCACGGACGCCGAUGGCAAUGUUAUCGAGCCGCAGCCACAGUACCUGGAUGCUUCAUUCAGACUACCUACAUUGUUUCCAUGCAUCAUCCGUCCAAGGUCCGAAAACGCUGCGCAGCUGGUUCAUGAAUCCCUCGCGGAAUAA